AUGGGGAUCACCGAUUUCUUCUCCGACCUCCUGAGCUCCGUCUCAUUCGUACAAGACGUCCAGGCCGAAGCUCCUGCAGACGACAAGGAGGACUCGGAAGAAGAAGGCGGCGACGACAAGGAGGAUAAGAAAGAGGAAGGCGGAGAAGGUGACGACGGGGGAGACGACGGAGAGGGUGGAGGCGAUGGAGGCGAUGGAGGCGACGGGGACGAAGGUGAAGAGGGAGAAGAGAAAGAAGAAGGAGGAGAUGAUGACGAGGAAGACGAAGAAGAAGAAGAGGAGGAGGAGGAAGAGCCAGUCGACCCCAAGCCCCGGCUAGAAGAAGAGUGCGCAAAGUCCGCGCAAUGCCAGGGCUACAAGCACCACUUCGACGAGUGCGUCGAACGUGUCACUCAGCAGCAGGAGGACCCGGAGUACAAAGGCCCCAAGGAAAACUGCGUCGAAGAAUUUUUCCACCUCCAACAUUGUGCAACCCAAUGUGCGGCGCCCAAGCUGUUCAAGCAGCUGAAAUAG
Molecule: messenger RNA, 513 nt
Organism: Cladophialophora yegresii CBS 114405
Lineage: Eukaryota; Fungi; Ascomycota; Eurotiomycetes; Chaetothyriales; Herpotrichiellaceae
Product: ubiquinol-cytochrome c reductase subunit 6
Exons: 3
Coding region: 1-513 (170 amino acids)
Biological process (GO): mitochondrial electron transport, ubiquinol to cytochrome c
Source: RefSeq, a predicted model, not a curated record